Molecule: messenger RNA, 1314 nt
Organism: Plenodomus lingam JN3
Lineage: Eukaryota; Fungi; Ascomycota; Dothideomycetes; Pleosporales; Leptosphaeriaceae
Gene: SU2
Product: Eukaryotic peptide chain release factor subunit 1
Biological process (GO): cytoplasmic translational termination
Cellular component (GO): cytosol; translation release factor complex
Molecular function (GO): translation release factor activity, codon specific; sequence-specific mRNA binding
Source: RefSeq, a predicted model, not a curated record
AUGUCGUCCAAGGAGCCGCAGCCCAACGAGGCUGAGAAGAAUAUUGAGAUCUGGAAGGUCAAGAAGCUGAUCAAGCGUCUUGAAGCCGCCCGUGGAAAUGGCACCUCCAUGAUCUCCCUCAUUAUUCCCCCAAAGGACCAGGUUUCGCGCGCGGCAAAGAUGUUGGCAGAAGAAUUCGGCACUGCCUCCAACAUCAAGUCCCGCGUCAACCGCCUCUCCGUCCUUUCGGCCAUCACGUCGACCCAGCAGCGCCUGAAGCUGUACUCCAAGGUCCCGCCCAAUGGCCUCGUUGUCUACUGUGGUGAAAUCAUCACCGCAGAAGGCAAGGAGCGCAAGAUCAACAUCGACUUUGAACCCUUCAAGCCCAUCAACACCUCGCUAUACCUCUGUGACAACAAGUUCCAUACCGAGGCCCUGAGCGAGCUGCUCGAGUCGGACCAGAAGUUCGGCUUCAUCAUCAUGGAUGGUAACGGAGCCUUGUUCGGCACCCUCUCUGGCAACACCCGUGAGAUUGUCCACAAGUUCUCUGUCGAUUUGCCCAAGAAGCACGGUCGUGGUGGUCAGUCCGCCCUGCGUUUUGCCCGUCUGCGUGAGGAGAAGCGCCACAACUACGUCCGCAAGGUAGCCGAGUUGGCAGUGCAAAACUUUGUCACGGCAGACAAGGUCAACGUAGCCGGCAUCAUUCUGGCUGGUUCCGCCGACUUCAAGAACGACUUGAACCAGUCCGACUUGUUUGACAACCGUCUGCAGUCCAAGGUCAUCAAGGUCGUCGACGUGUCUUACGGCGGUGAGAACGGCUUCAACCAGGCCAUUGAACUCGCGGGUGAGACGCUCAGCAACGUCAAGUUUAUCCAGGAGAAGAAGCUCAUCAACACGUAUUUUGACCACAUCUCCAUGGACUCGGGCAAGGUCUGCUACGGUAUCGAUGAUACCCUCAAGGCUUUGGAGGCUGGCGCGGCCGAGACUUUGAUCGUCUUCGAGAACCUAGAAAUCACGCGCUGGGUGCUCAAGAGUUCUGCGGGCACGGAGAUUAUCCUCCACACAACCAAGGCGCAAGAACAAGAUCGCAGUCUCUUCAUGGACAAGGAAACUGGACAGGAGAUGGAAGUCGUUGAUCAGGGCUCUAUGCUUGAAUGGCUGGCCGAGAAGUACCGCGACUUUGGUGCUACCCUUGAGUUUGUUUCCGACCGGUCCUCCGAGGGCAACCAGUUCGUCAAAGGCUUUGGUGGCAUCGGCGCCAUUCUCCGCUACGCACUCAACUUUGAACAACUGCAGGAAUUCGACGAUGAUGAAGACGAGUUCUACGAUGAUUGA